Thalassophryne amazonica is the source of this 4232-nucleotide messenger RNA. It is a transcript of the gene adamts13, whose product is annotated as ADAM metallopeptidase with thrombospondin type 1 motif, 13. The record is from RefSeq and is a predicted model, not a curated record. Gene Ontology annotation, biological process: extracellular matrix organization; proteolysis. Gene Ontology annotation, cellular component: extracellular matrix. Lineage: Eukaryota; Metazoa; Chordata; Actinopteri; Batrachoidiformes; Batrachoididae. The transcript has 29 exons. Gene Ontology annotation, molecular function: metalloendopeptidase activity. The coding region runs from base 1 to 4152 and encodes 1383 amino acids.
AUGGUUUUUAUGACCCUGUUCUGUCUGCUGUUCCUGAGGCCUGGCUCCUCUGCUCUAAUCAGAUCUCCUUUGGAGGAGCUUUCUCAUCACUCAUCCAUUCAAAGAGACAUACCUACUGAUCCUGGUUCUGCUGUUGAUGGCUCAGUGAGAAGGCGGUUCAGCCGAACCCCUCUGAUACCAGAUGUAACCCAUCUGGAACUACUGGUGGUGGUUGGGGCAGAUGUCCAACACGUCCACAAACAGGAUACAGAAAGAUACAUUCUCACCAACCUCAACAUUGCUUCAGAGCUGCUCAGAGACAUGAGUUUUGGUGCCAAUAUGAGAGUGCACCUGGUCCGCAUGAUCAUCCUGUCAGAGCCAGAGACAGAAAUCCAAAUGUGUGGCAACAUCACCUCCUCUCUAAGAAGUGUAUGCAACUGGGGCAGAAGGAUCAACCCCUCCAAUGACACAGAUCCAUUACACGCGGAUCUUCUUCUGUACAUUACAAGGUAUGACCUGGUGUUGCCUGAUGGGAACAAACAGGUCAGGGGAGUGGCACAGCUGGGAGGGGCUUGCUCCAAUGACUGGAGUUGUGUUAUCACAGAGGACACUGGAUUUGAUCUGGGCAUUACCAUCGCUCAUGAAAUCGGCCACAGUUUUGGCAUAAACCAUGAUGGAGUGGGAAACACCUGCAGUAGGAGUGGCUUCAUGAUGGCAUCUGAUGGUGGAUACAACAGUGUGGACCUGACCUGGUCCCAGUGCAGCAGACAGCAGCUGCUCACAUUCUUCAGUGAAAGAAAAGCUGAAUGUGUCAAAGAUCUUCCUGCACUGGAAGGUUCUCUACAGGACUGGAAACCCGGUCUGUACUAUGGAGUCGAUGACCAAUGUCGUAUUGCUUUCGGCAGCACUGCUAGAGCCUGCUCUUUCACCAAUCCUGAUCUGCCAGCGUGCCGCGUUCUGUCCUGCCACAUCAACCCUGAUGACGACAGCUCCUGCAAGCGCCUGCUGGUUCCACUGCUGGAUGGGACAGAGUGUGCACCAAAUCAGUGGUGUUUGAAGGGACGCUGUGUGUCUCCAGACAAGCUCAGCUCUUCUGUGGUGGUGCACGGCUCCUGGUCCAACUGGUCUGAGCUCUCCCCUUGCUCACGGACGUGUGGUGGGGGAAUCACUCACCGAACACGGCAGUGUAACAACCCCAGACCUGCUUUUGGAGGGAAUGACUGUGAGGGUAGGCACAUUGAGGCUGAACUUUGUCACCAGGAGCCAUGUGAGCGGACACAACUGGACUUCAUGGCAGAGCAGUGUUCCCAAACUGACCUACGACCUCUUUACUUACACCCAAACACCGCCUCGUUCUAUACCUGGAUCCCUGCUAUAGGUGUCCUACAGGGAGAUGAACACUGCAGGUACAUGUGCCAGUCGGAGGGAGAACACUUCAUUGUGAGUCGCGGUGACCAGUUUGUAGACGGGACUCGCUGUGAGUCAGACAGCCCACCUGCAUAUGGCACAACAACAGCAUGUCUGAGAGGAAAAUGUCAGAUGUUUGGCUGCGAUGGUGUGCUGAAUUCUGGGAAAGUUAAUGACGUGUGUGGAGUGUGUGGUGGUGACGGAUCAUCCUGCAGUUUGAUCUCUAACGUCUACAGUGGGGGUGAGGCCAGAGAGUACGUCACUUUUCUCUCCCUGCCUGUGAAUGCAACACAGGUUCAUAUUGUCAACUCGGCCCCUCUGUUCACUCAUAUGGCUGUAAUGGUUGGAGAUCAGUACGUUGUGUCUGGGACGGGUAGCAUGGCACUAAAUGUGACCCACCCCUCCCCACUGGACGACGACCGCCUUGAAUACCGCCUGCAUUUGACCCCUGGCCUUCUUCCCCAAAGAGAGGAGCUGGUACUACCUGGACCAGUAAAAAAAGAAAUAAAUGUACAGGUUCAUCGCAAAUAUGGAAAAGCGUAUGGAGAGAAAACAAAUCCAGACAUCAGCUAUCAGUUCUACGUACGCAACAAAAACAGAGACUUAACACACACCAAACCUCGUGGCAAAUGGUCUGUUGUCACAACAGCCUGUUCUGUCUCUUGUGGAUCAGGUGUUCAGAAGCAUGUGUACGUCUGUGUUGAUGAAGACAAUGUGCAUCUGGAGGAACAGUUUUGUGAAGUACUUCCUCCAUCAACACCACAACAGACAGUCUGUGAGCUCUCACCCUGUCCCCCAAGAUGGGACACAGGGAUGUUUGGGCCUUGCAGUGCCUCGUGUGGUGGAGGAGAGAGACUGCGUCCUGUAAGAUGUGUUCAGACACAAGGAGCCAUUGACGUGAAGGUUCCGCAUUCUGAAUGUCCACCUGAUUCAGCCCCGGAUAGUGUCAAAAAAUGUAACCUUCAACAUUGCCCUGGCAGAUGGAACGUGUCAGAAGGGGGAGCGUGUUCGGCAGUGUGCGGUCCAGGAGAAGUGAAGCGUACUGUAUCAUGUGUGCGAACAGAAGACGGUCAAGAUGUUAUAGUGGAUCAGAGCCUCUGUUCAAACCAGAUCAGACCCCCUGAUUCUGUUCCCUGUGUUGUUGAUGUCUGUCCCAUCGGCUGGGAUUCUAUGCAAGCGGAGCAGCCGAUGCUGAAGUCUGGGUUGUUGCUACACUCGAGACAUCUUCCUGUGUAUGUCUGGAGUCCAGUUAUCGGCAAGUGCUCAAAGACCUGCGGAAAUGGAACCCUGCAGGUGUGGUUUUCCUGUGUGGACCACCAGACCCGACUGGAGGUGCCGGAAUUCCACUGUGACGCUUCAACCAAACCUCAUCCUCACACUGAUGCCUGCAGCACAUCGGCCUGCCCUCCCAUGUGGCGGUCUAAACAAGGAGUCUGCAGUGUAACAUGUGGAGGAGGUAUGGCCAACAGGGUGCUGUACUGUGCAGCAGAGACCGAUGGAGAAGAAGAGGUUCUUGUGGAUGAUGCAGAAUGCAAUGAUUUUCCCAAACCAGAAGCUGUGGUUUCAUGUAACACACAGACCUGUCCAGCAAGGUGGAAAGUUCUCAGAACCUCGGCCUGCUCUGUGUCAUGUAACAUGGGUGUAGCUCAGAGGACUGUGUCCUGUGUCCAGUUCGUGCAUGGCAAAGAGAGCACAAUGCCCAAGGAAACCUGCCACGAAUCUGUCAAACCAGCAACCACAGUGCCCUGCCUGGUGCAAGUGUGCACCUUCAGAUGGGAAGUGAAACCAUGGAGCCAGUGUUCUGCAUCAUGUGGAUACGGGAUCCAGUCCAGGGCCGUGACCUGCAUGGGGCCCUCUAAGCCAGAGCCGCUCAGCCCACUGCUUUGUAUGCACAUGCCAAAGCCCAUCACCAUCCAGGGCUGCUACCUGGCCAGCUGCAGCCUCGAACCGCCCACAGCUGCGGUGGAUGUUCCAAGAAACGAGGAUGUUCUACUGUCUCCCACUCUGAUGCGUACAUCCGCACAACAGCGCCAUCUUCCUCUCAGUCCGACAGAGACGAUCACCAUUCCGCAAACAAGCACUACUAAACCUACACCGACACCCAAACCCAAUGCAUGUGGACAGCUGCUCCUUGAAGAGUCAGGUGUGGUGGACUUGAAAGACGCAACUGGCCGGUGCGUGGUAUCCAUAGGUCGUCCUCUGGAUGAGGUCAUUCUUAUCAAAGUGGCUUCCAGUUCUUUGAACUGCAGAAAGAAGGAACACAUCACAUUUUUUGACCGCUUGGCAUUCAUGAGGAAGUGUGAGCAUGCGACAGGAACUGAACUUACAACCAGAACCAAUGUUUUGCUCCUGCGUCAGAAUCUGUUUACAUCUGGAAAUGGUGUAGUGCUCACCUACAGCUCCCAGAAAAACAUGAAGAAGAGUCACCAUCAGGAUUGUGACAUGCAGCUGUUUUCCCCUAGCGGUGUUUUUGAGAACCCAACAACAUCCAACACCAAUCACACCUGUCGGGUUCUCAUCAAUGCCCCUCCCUCAGUGAAGAUCAGAAUCCAGGCGCUACACAUUGGUUUAAUACUAAAUGCCACCAACAGCCAGUCUACCUACAUCAUGAUCAGAGACAUGGAUGUCUUAAAGACCAAUGUGUUCAAAGGCCAACACCCAUUCCUGUGGCAUUCUUCUGGAAACAUGGCUGAGGUGGAGUUUCAUGGAGACUACCUGCACUCCAAAGGGAGCUUCAGGGCUGAAUAUUCAUUUGUUCAUUUUUGAAACCAAUUAUUACUCAGUCUGAGGAUAUGUAAUAUAUAAAAAUCUUUUUUCCCAAAAUAUUACUUUUCAUAUAUAAAACA